AAGCUUUCCGUGACGUGGUUCAGCCAAGCAGCCCUCAGAAUCGUGUAGUCACCGUACGGGGCUAGCAUAAACCGGGUUUAUAAUAAGAAAACAUCCAAAGUAUCCACCAUGUCUAUUAUGUCCUAUAACGGUGGAGCCGUAAUGGCUAUGCGGGGGAAGAACUGUGUGGCCAUCGCAGCAGACCGGAGAUUUGGCGUCCAGGCUCAAAUGGUCACAACAGAUUUCCAGAAGAUCUUUCCCAUGGGAGACAGGCUUUAUAUUGGCCUGGCUGGACUGGCUACUGAUGUACAGACAGUAUCCCAGAGGCUAAAGUUCAGGCUGAACCUCUACGAGCUGAAAGAAGGGCGCCAGAUCAAGCCCAAAACCUUCAUGAGCAUGGUGUCCAACCUGCUCUACGAGAAGAGGUUCGGGCCAUACUACAUCGAGCCCGUGAUUGCUGGCCUCGACCCCAAGACGUUCGAACCCUUCAUCUGCUCGCUGGACCUCAUCGGCUGCCCCAUGGUCACCGAGGACUUCGUCGUGAGCGGCACCUGCUCCGAGCAGAUGUACGGCAUGUGCGAGUCUCUGUGGGAGCCCGACAUGGAGCCUGAGGACCUGUUUGAGACCAUCUCCCAGGCCAUGCUGAACGCCGUGGACCGUGAUGCCGUAUCCGGCAUGGGGGUGGUUGUACAAGUCAUUGAGAAGGACAAGAUUACCACACGCACCCUGAAAGCCAGGAUGGACUAGAGCCCUUCUACUCCGCAGCCUCAACGACUACCCGAUUUGUAUAAAAUACCCCAUGCUUGUAUGUUUUUUUGUUAUUCAUAUUGGUCAAUAAAAGACCUUUGGGCCAAUUAUC
Molecule: messenger RNA, 838 nt
Organism: Gadus chalcogrammus (walleye pollock)
Lineage: Eukaryota; Metazoa; Chordata; Actinopteri; Gadiformes; Gadidae
Gene: psmb3
Product: proteasome 20S subunit beta 3
Exons: 6
Coding region: 109-726 (205 amino acids)
Biological process (GO): proteasome-mediated ubiquitin-dependent protein catabolic process
Cellular component (GO): proteasome core complex; proteasome core complex, beta-subunit complex
Source: RefSeq, a predicted model, not a curated record